Molecule: messenger RNA, 912 nt
Organism: Alnus glutinosa
Lineage: Eukaryota; Viridiplantae; Streptophyta; Magnoliopsida; Fagales; Betulaceae
Product: abscisic acid receptor PYL2-like
Exons: 1
Coding region: 182-778 (198 amino acids)
Biological process (GO): abscisic acid-activated signaling pathway
Cellular component (GO): nucleus; cytoplasm
Molecular function (GO): signaling receptor activity; protein phosphatase inhibitor activity; abscisic acid binding
Source: RefSeq, a predicted model, not a curated record
AAACCCCCCACCAAGUAUCAAAUGCAAAUUUAAUUACCACCCUCAAAAUGAGAGAAUAGUUCCCUUAUCACCUCCUCCACCCCUUUCCACCAAUCCUCCUCCCUCUAUCUCCUCUCCAAUUCAAUAAUUCUAAAGAAAAAAACCCUUGCAAAUAUUUGCUUCGCUCCUUUCGUUCUCACUCAUGAAUCCUAAUCAGACAACUCCUCCCUCACACGGCGGCCUCACAGCCGAAGAACUCUCCAAGCUCGAACCCAUCAUCAAAACCCAUCACACAUUUGAACCGUGCCCUAAAACAUGCACAUCCCUAUUGGCAAAACCCAUAGAUGCCCCCGCAAGCUUUACGUGGCCUUUUGUACGUGACUUUGGGAGCCCUCAAAAGUACAAGCACUUCAUCAAAAGCUGUAACAUGGUCGCUGGCAAUGGAGAAGUGGGAAGCAUAAGAGAUAUCAUGGUCGUUACAGGCCUCCCAGCCUCGACAAGCACAGAAAGAUUGGAGGUUUUAGACGACGAGAAUCGUGUUUUGAGCUUCAGAGCCGUUGGGGGAGACCACAGGCUGCGUGAUUAUUGCUCUGUUACGUCGGUCAAUGAGAUGAUCGGCAAGGAAGGAAAGGUUUAUACAGUUGUUUUGGAGUCUUACGUUGUCGAAAUACCCGAGGGGAACACUGCCGAGGAUACUAAGAUGUUUGUGGAUACAGUUGUGAAGUUGAACCUUCUUAAGCUUGCAGAUGUAGCUAUGGCUUCCUGGAAGAUGAACAGUGAUCAUGAUCAUGGCAAAUGACAAUGACGAUCGGCUAUUAACUAAGCUAGGAGUUGCAUUAAUUUUGGUACGUAGCGUGGGUAGUGGGUACACUGCUAAUACUUUGUUUAUUUUGCAAGUUCGAUUUUUUUUUUUUUUUUUUUUUCUUGCUAUUA